AGGGAGGAGGGGUGAGGAGGAGGUCUGGCUGCCCUUCAUCUGUCUGCUCUAGGCGGAGCUGAAGUUACCGAGAGCGGCUGCGGGAGCUCGACGCGAUCCGCGGGGCGAUAAUCAUCCGGACCGGGAGAAAUGCGCUGAUUUACCCGAGCAGGCCCUGACCGGAGAUCAGUUCCCCGACCAUCAUCGAGCCAGACUCGCUGCGCUGUUUGUUACAGGCCUCUGUCGCUUUGGAUCGGACUCGAUGUCGCUCCUGUUCGGCCGCUUGAAGCGACCGCUGGGCUCGACGCCUCCUGCCGUAGAUUUGCCUCGUUUCACAGACGCGAUUCUGGCCUCGACGAAGGAAUAAAAGCGGGCGAAGCAGGGAAACGUCGGACAUGUCGUCAGCUCGCGAAGCCAAACAACGACUGAAGCGGACUGAAACCAAGAAACCUGACCCACAUUAAGAUACCGCUCGAGCGUCUGGACCGGAACCAAAUACAUCGAAACUAAAUCUUGUUUAUAAACACCGAUAAGCGCCGAGACGCGAUCGCAGCGGGUUUCGAGAGCUCUCCUAAAAGGGCUGAAGACGCGGGCACUGCGCGAAGUCUAAUCGCUCAAACUCCAACCCAGCAUGGAGAAAAUGCGUUUGUAAUCUAUUUGCCGAAGCGCACGCUGACCUAAAGGCGUCUGAAAUCAUGCAUUGCCUCCAAACGCCCGUCUGCACGUCUAAUUUCGGACUAUUCCCUCCGAGCACAUGAGUUUGAACUUCGGUCGAUAGAGAAGAGGGGAAGAAAAGAGAAUCUGCUGGAACUUUUUUUUAUUUGGAGCCGAACCCGUCCAGAAGCACCAGGACCGUCACCAGGAUGAGCGCGCGGAUCCUGAACCGAACAUUAGUGCUGUCACUGGGGCUGUGCACGUUGCUUCUGCUCAGUGCCGUGGCUGCUGCUCAGAGUGAGGAGAGAGAGCGGGAGUGUGCUUUUAAUGACCAGCACCAGCAGGGGGAUGAGCAGAGUGUGGCUGCUGACUGGCACAUCACCAGAGAAAAUAACACCAUCCUGUGCAGCAAGAGCAGCCGCUGCUACGGCCUGUGGGAGAAAACACAUGACGGAGAGAUCCGCCUGGUCAAACAAGGCUGUUGGACGUACAUUGGCGACCAGCAGGACUGCCAUGACGACCGUUGCGUGGUUACUACAACGCCGUCGCAGAUCCAGAACGGCACCUACAGAUUCUGCUGCUGCAGCACUAACAUGUGCAACGUCAACUUUACAGAAAACUGGGUGCCCAGCCCUACCAGCACCACCCAAGAGCAGCAGCCUCUACACAGGGACGAGGCCAUCUUCAUCGCCCUGGCAUCUGUCUCUAUAGUAGCGGUCUUGAUUGUGGCGCUGUUCUUCGGCUAUCGCAUGAUGAUGGGCGAGUGUAAACAGGGUCUGCACAAUAUGGACAUGAUAGAGGCCGCCCCGUCAGAACCAUCUCUGGAUUUAGAUAGUUUAAAGCUCCUGGAAUUGAUCGGUCGAGGACGCUACGGUUCUGUCUACAAAGGAUCACUGGAUGAACGCCCAGUCGCCGUAAAGGUUUUUACCUAUGCCAACCGGCAGAACUUCGUGAAUGAGCGCUCCAUCUACCGAGUCCCUCUUCUGGAGCACGAGAACAUCGCUCGUUUUAUUGUUGGCGAUGAGCGUCUCACGACAGAUGGACGGAUGGAGUACCUGCUGGUUAUGGAGUACUACCCACAUGGCUCUCUGUGUCGUUACCUGAGUCUGCACACGCUGGACUGGGUGAGCUGCUGUCGUCUGGCACAUUCGGUGACGAGAGGACUGGCCUACCUUCACACCGAGCUGCUCAGAGGAGAUUUGUAUAAACCUGCCAUUUCACACCGGGAUUUAAACAGCCGUAACGUUCUGGUGAAGAACGAUGGCACGUGUGUGAUCAGUGACUUUGGCCUGUCCAUGAAGCUGACGGGAAAUCGUCUCGUACGGCCUGGUGAAGAGGAAAACGCAGCCAUCAGUGAGGUGGGCACGAUCCGCUACAUGGCGCCAGAAGUGCUGGAGGGAGCGGUGAACCUCAGGGACUGCGAGUCGGCUUUGAAACAGGUGGACAUGUACGCCAUCGGCCUCAUCUACUGGGAGACCUUCAUGAGAUGCACUGACCUUUUUCCAGGGGAGGCAGUGCCAGAUUACCAGAUGGCCUUCCAGGCCGAGGCAGGGAACCACCCCUCCUUUGAGGACAUGCAGGUGCUGGUGUCCAGAGAGAAACAGAGACCCAAGUUCCCAGAAGCCUGGAAGGAGAACAGCCUGGCUGUGCGCUCUCUGAAGGAGACUAUGGAGGAUUGCUGGGAUCAGGAUGCAGAGGCUCGUCUGACAGCGCAGUGUGCAGAAGAGCGUAUGGCAGAACUGCUGCUGAUCUGGGAAAGAAACAAACCCGUCAGCCCCACUAUCAAUCCCAUGAGCACAGCGCUGCAGAACGAGAGGAAUCUCACCCACAGUCGCAGGGCUCCAAAGAUGGGCUCUUAUCCAGAUUACUCUUCAUCCUCUUACAUCGAGGAUCAUGAGGGCAUGGUGAAGAAUCUCCCAGGCGACGUCUCCACAUCUGGCACGUCCUCUGUGGGCGUGAGCGGCAUCAGCGGAGGCGUGCCGGUGACGGGAGAGAAGAACAGAAACUCCAUCAACUACGAGAGACAGCAGGCUCAGGCCCAAGCUCGGCUGCCCAGUCCAGAGACCAGCGGCACGAGUCUGUCCGCCACAACCACUACAACAGGCCUCACACCCAGCACCAUCAUGACCACCAUCUCUGAGUCGGGCCACUCAGAGGAGGCCGGCGCCGGGGGAAGCGUACCGGUGUGCCUUCAGCUCACAGAAGAGGACCUGGAGACCACCAAACUGGACCCCAAAGAGGUGGACAAGAACCUGAAAGAAAGCUCUGAUGAAAACCUAAUGGAGCAUUCGCAGAAGCAGUUCAGCGCUCCUGACCCGCUCAGCUCAGGCAGCUCUAGCCUCUUGUACCCGCUGAUCAAACUCGCCGCAGAAGUGACCGGAGGAUCAGGAACCGGCAGCCAGGCCGAUUUCGGGGUGGGAGGCAGUGGAAUGGGCGACACUCCUACAGCCAUGUUCCCUCUUCCCAAACAGCAGAAUCUCCCCAAGCGGCCCACCAGCUUGCCCCUCAACACCAAAAAUUCUGGCAGGGAGUCUUCGACGUCACGGUUGAAGUUUGGCAAGCACAAGUCCAACCUGAAGCAGGUGGAGACGGGCGUAGCCAAGAUGAACACUGUAGUGAGCGUCGAGCCGCACUUGGUCACCGUUACUAACAACGGGCCCAGUGUCCGUAGCGGCGUUGGAGUGGUGGUUGUUAAUGGAUAUGGUGGAGGCAGUGGCGCCGGCUCCUCUGAUGCGUUUGGGAACACCAACCCAGCCGGGCCGCAGGGUGACGGAGGCGCACCUCUGCUCCAGAGCCAGCUAAGCGGAGAAGACAGCCGCCUCAACAUCAACAUCAACUCCAGUCCUGAUGAACACGAGCCUCUGUUGAGGAGAGAGCAGCCAGCGGCGCGCGACCACUCUGGACGCACCAACUCCAAUAACAACAACAGCAACAUCCACACAACCGCCACCAUUCGCACCUUAGCUCCUGUAGAUGCCCAGAUGGAGACACUUACCUGCCCUCCAGGGGCGCUGGAUGGAAAGGAUGAUUCAGAGGUUCCUCUGAGACAGCAUAAGCCCAGGAGACCUGAGAGGCCCAACUCACUGGACCUGUCAACAACUUCACAGGAUUCUUCUCUUCUGGAUGAGGUCGUGUCACAAGAGGAAAAAGCCGGAUCGGCCGAGAAGAUUAAGAAGCGCGUGAAGACACCUUAUUCGUUGAAAAGGUGGCGUCCUUCUACGUGGGUCGUCUCUACAGAAACGCUGGACGGAGAGGUGAAUAACAAUGGGCACAGCCAGCAGACGGGGACGGCGGCGACCGGGGGCGCUCACCCAGGUUCUGGCCAUUCGAAAUCCAGCAUCGCUGUGUUCCUGGUCAGCGGUGGAACGGCCACCGCCACUCUGACCUCCGACCCGCCAGAUAUGACCUGCCUGUGAACUCCGAGGACGAGCCCAGAUCAGACUUUGAACGCAGGAGAGGGGUUCGUCGAUGCUAUCGUGCUCCAAAAACUGAUCCAGCUGAUGACCGAAAAAGAAAUAUAUAUAUAUAUAUAUAUAUAUAUAUAUAUAUAUAUACUGAAAAAACGUUUUUGGAAAGCAGACUCUUGAAGGGACGUAAUUUGGCAAGCACUUAAUUUUGUCGGACUUAUCCAACUUGUUUUGAAGAAAUCGCUUUAAACCGAACCCAGCUAUGCAGCAACAUUGGCAUAAAAUGCUUCCAUUUGUUUUUGUCGUUUUGUUUUUUUUUAAUUGUUUCAAUUGUUGUUCUUUCAUUCGUUGCACUUUUUUUUUUUUGUAAGCAAUCUUAAUCGCAAAUCCUCCAUGACCAUGUUCAAGACUGGUCUUAAAAGUGAAAAACGUAAAUGACAAUGUGUUGAUUUAACAAUCAUAGUAAAUUAGACGAAAUUCAAAUCUUGUCCAUCUAAAGAAAAGAUAAAUCAGUGGUCUUUAAGACGGGGUUGACUGCAACUCUAAUACCGUUUAACCCACAGUACAUAUGUUUUAUAUUUGUUGUACGUAUCUGUGUACUCAGUUUUUUUUGUAUAAUAUUUUAAAAUGUGCAAUAGACUUUAGCUUUGAGGUGCUCCAUAAGACAAUUUCAUUUUGCUAUGUGUUUUACGCCGCGUUUGUUUAUUUCUCGUCUUGAAGCGCUGCACUUAGCAGUGGCAGUCCUGUGUCCAUUCGGCCGCCCCGACUGCAAACAUCGUACAAAUGACAAUCCAACACCUUUUCACCAAUCCCAUCACUCUCGAAAAGGGAAGUAAUCAGAAAGUAUUGGGGUGUUUGCUUUAAUUGCCAGAAGUUUAUAACGGAUGACUUCUCCCGAGCUUCAACGAGGACAGUCGUUUUUUUUUUUCUGUUACACUACAAGUCAGGCGUCAACCUGGAUUGUUUGCUGGAAAUCGUGCUUUCUGAAGACACUGAAUGAUCAAGUCCCUCUCUGCACACGCUCAGUGCAGUUUUACCUCUGUGAGAGUGUAUGUAAAUGUGUAUGUAUGGGUUUACUUCUGCUUUACCGAGCUCCUCGGAUCACAGCUGAAAAGCGUUCCACGUCCCAUCUCUGCCAGGACGGUGGAUGUCACUCCGUGUGCUUCAGAAAGCAAACACACACACACACACACACAUACGCCGUGAAAACGAUAUAUACAGUAUGUACAGACUGAAGCUCACAGCUACUUUAGUUCAGUUUUAGCCUCUGUUAAAAUAAGCUGACAUGAUAGUGUAUAAUAAGAAAUCAUGACUUUAUCCAUUUUAGCUGUUUCAGAAGUUAUUUUUUUCCUCUUUAUUUUUUUAAAUGCUUAAUUUAUGUAGUACCCAGGGCCAUUUUUGCACUCUGGGUUUAUUAUUCUCAUGAAAUCAAAUCGGCAAGUUGUUUAUAAUCAUGUAAAUGUAUCUUAUCUCAGUGACACUUUUGAUCGAAUACAUCAGAAAUGCAUGUAGUUUACCCCAUCAAAUUUGUACCAUCGAGGAAGGAUUGGCACUUUUUUUUAAAGUGCCACUGGAAACGUUCAUAGUCGCGUUUAAGUGCCGUAUCCUCGUUUUGAAGUCGUCUACACUUUGAGAGCAGUUGAUGUUUUUACCAGCCGUAACCUGGGCCUCGUUUUUUUUAUCCUACAACUGCUGCCUUUUGUGGAAAACUAUGGACACGGGCCAUCCAAAUAAUUACAUAGUGAUGAGGAAAAUUCCCUCAUAUAGCAAGGCCCUGCUUUGCUGGAAAUUGCAGGAAAAACGAAGAUAGCGCACAUUUGAUCAGAGAGCACUUAUUGUGCUCGUAUGCGUUUUCCAUAAUGAGUGCUGGGAUUAACCAUGAUUUGGCUCAAGCCUGCAUUGACUUUGGACUCUGUCCAUUCCAGAGCGGGGAACUUUAAAAAAAGUCAUCUGAUUUUUCCCUUCCACUGGCUUUUUCUGUUGGAAAACAAGACAAUACGGUGCAGUUUAGUUUCUCACGCCCUCUUUUCUGAACCAAUCGGCGCUUCAGUCUGACUUUGUAUAUGUUUGUAAUAUAGGCUAACCUCUGUGGUGUAAAUAUGUACGGUGCAUUUGUAUGCACACAUGCAGACUCUUCAUCUGUUGCUUUGGGACCAAGAACAACGCUAAAUCACUGUGAGACUGACCUGAAGAUAAACACAGUAACGUCAGACUGUUCUCAGCUAGAUACGCCAGUGUGAAUGCUGGAGAAGAUUGUGAAACCAAACGAGGAAUAAUAGCCUAAUGAAAGGCAAAACAAACCUCCAGUGCUAAUUUGGCUGAAACGAGCAAACGUUUGUGAUUUAGGCCAAAGCGUUGAAGCUGAAACGUUGAAGAAGCUGAGUCAUUGGAAGUGUAGUUUUUUCAGGAGGACUGUCCAUCUGCUACAUGUUAAUAAUGCAAGAUGUUUACACCAGAGCCUUUGUCCAGUUUUACAGCACACAGUUGAAUACUGAAUCAUUUACAGAUACUACAUGCCUUGUUUAUUCUUGAAGCAGGCCUUGAGAAGUCAGACUUUUUUAAUUCAGUCAAGUUGCAGGAAUGUUUUAACUAAACCAUGCUGUACUCUUGAGUAAAACAAUUGAUCAGUUACUGUAACCUACAUCGAUUGGAACUCAUUACAAAAAUGACAAAUGGCUAUCGAUGUGUCCCCUACAACACGAACUUUUGAGUAUCCGCUGUAUUUUGGGGCGCGUAUGAGCGAAUGAAUGAAGGGUCUGUGUUGACAAGCUGCUGUUUUCCUUUUUACUUUCGAGUUCAUUUCGAAGCUGAAGUCUUCAUUUGGCCCCCUGCGUAGAUGGAUGUUCAAAAAAAAAAAGCCACUGACAUGUUUUCUAUUACAGCUUGUAAAGUAAGCACUUUGAGAAAAAGAACAAAUGAUAACUCAUGCUUUUAGUCUAUUCAGAAAAUGUUUUAAAAUGCCAUUUAGAAAAUAAAGCUUGCUGUACAACCCUGCAUUACUCAGUUGAUUAAAGAUUAUAUUAAUGAAAA
Puntigrus tetrazona (Sumatra barb) is the source of this 7070-nucleotide messenger RNA. RefSeq names its product bone morphogenetic protein receptor, type II b (serine/threonine kinase) (gene bmpr2b). The transcript is spliced from 13 exons. The coding region runs from base 843 to 4049 and encodes 1068 amino acids. The record is from RefSeq and is a predicted model, not a curated record. Gene Ontology annotation, molecular function: ATP binding; transforming growth factor beta receptor activity. Gene Ontology annotation, biological process: protein phosphorylation; cellular response to growth factor stimulus; BMP signaling pathway. NCBI's taxonomy places the organism in Eukaryota, Metazoa, Chordata, Actinopteri, Cypriniformes, Cyprinidae. Gene Ontology annotation, cellular component: plasma membrane; signaling receptor complex.